GCCAUGACCACUUCCUCAUUUCAAACCUCUGUGGCAGUUUUUGCCCUGAUUACCUUGCAUGUCAGUGCCCUGGAUACAUUUAUCGCUGCAGUAUAUGAACAUGCUGUCAUAUUGCCAAAUGAAACAGAAACACCUGUUUCUCAAGAAGAUGCCUUGCUCCUUAUGAACAAGAAUAUAGACAUUCUGGAGAAAAUAAUUAAGCAGGCAGCUGAGAAGGGUGCUCAAAUCAUUGUGACUCCAGAAGAUGCACUUUAUGGGUGGAAAUUUACCAGAGAAACUAUUUUCCCUUAUCUGGAGGAUAUCCCAGACCCUCAGGUGGCCUGGAUUCCAUGUGAAGAUCCCCACAGAUUUGGUCGCACACCAGUACAAGCAAGACUCAGCUGUCUAGCCAAGAACAACUCUAUCUAUGUCUUAGCAAAUAUUGGGGACAAAAAGCCAUGUCAUUCCCAUGGCUCCAGAUGUCCUUCUAAUGGCUAUUAUCAGUACAAUACCAACGUGGUGUAUGAUACAGAGGGAAAACUGGUGGCACGUUACCAUAAGUACCACCUCUACUCUGAGCGACAGUUUGAUGUCCCUGAAAAGCCGGAGUUGGUGACUUUCAACACCACCUUCGGAAAGUUUGGCAUAUUUACAUGUUUUGAUAUACUCUUCCAUGAUCCUGCUGUGACCCUGGUGAAAGAUUUCUAUGUGGACACCAUACUGUUUCCCACGGCUUGGAUGAAUGUUUUGCCCCUUUUGACAGCUAUUGAAUUCCAUUCAGCUUGGGCAAUGGGAAUGAGAGUUAAUCUUCUUGUGGCCAAUACACAUCAUGUCCACCUGAAUAUGACAGGCAGUGGUAUUUAUGCACCACAUUCUCCCAAAGAAUACCAUUAUGAUAUGGAAACAGAGUUGGGAAAGCUCCUCCUUUCAGAAGUGGAUGCGCAUCCUCGAAACUCUUCUCCCUACCCAAUGGCUGUGAACUGGAGUGCUUACGCCACAAGCAUCAAACCAUUCCCAGUACAGAAAAACAGUUUCCAGGGUUUUAUUUCCCGGGAUGUGUUCAACUUCACAGAACUUUUUGAAAAUGCAGGAAACCUUACAAUCUGUCAAAAAGAUCUCUGCUGUCACUUGAGCUAUAGAAUGUUAAGAAAAGAAGAGAGUGAAGUGUAUGUGCUGGGAGCUUUUACAGGACUUCACGGCCGAAGAAGAAGAGAGUACUGGCAGGUAUGCACAAUGCUGAAAUGCAAAACGACUAAUUUGACAACUUGCGGACGGCCAGCAGAAACUGCUUUGACAAGAUUUGACAUGUUCUCCCUAAGUGGCACAUUUGGAACAGAAUACGUUUUUCCUGAAGUGCUCCUUACUAAAAUUCAGCUGUCACCUGGAAAAUUUGAGGUACUAAAAGAUGGGCGUUUGGUAAACAAGAAUGGAUCAUCUGAGCCUAUCCUAACAUUGUCACUGUUUGGGAGAUGGUAUGCUAAGGACUCACAUUCCAUCCCAGGAGGGACCAGCAAUUUGUCAGCAACUUACCUGUUAAUAUCCAUUUUAUUAAUGAUCAUAGCUUUGUAA
Molecule: messenger RNA, 1548 nt
Organism: Pteropus alecto (black flying fox)
Lineage: Eukaryota; Metazoa; Chordata; Mammalia; Chiroptera; Pteropodidae
Gene: VNN2
Product: vanin 2
Exons: 7
Coding region: 4-1548 (514 amino acids)
Molecular function (GO): hydrolase activity, acting on carbon-nitrogen (but not peptide) bonds, in linear amides
Source: RefSeq, a predicted model, not a curated record